AUGCAGGGCCCCGCGAUCUCAUUUCGAGCGGAGCAGAUAGGUGCGGAGGUCGCGAGUCGUGAUAGAAGAAAGGAUAAUGCAAAAUCGCCAAUGGAAAUCGACAUCGAGCUCGAGGCGCUUGCGGUAAGGGCAAGAGCAGUGGGGAAGUCCCUCGUGCAGUCAGAUCUUGAAAGACUGUCCAUGCAACUCCAGGAUCUGGACGAGCCUCCGCCGAGACGAUUCGGUCAGAACACCCUGAACAGUGUCCACAGCAAUGCCAGCAGCGGUGCCAGUCGCAAUGAUGUUGAAACACUUCCGGAACUUUCAACAUCCUACUGCUCAACGCCAUCGAAUGGAGAAUUCAUACCCCGAACGCCAUCCAACCUGUCUCAGCUCACUGUAAAUCAUGCAGGCGUCAAAGCGUUGUCAGGAACUGGACGACCACGAACAUCGAGUCCGCUGGUGACUGGCGUGAGUAGUGCAAACGAGUCCAACGUAUCCAGUUCAGAUAGACACAGCUCCCGGCGCUUGUCUCGACCAUCGGAAGAGGAGCUCAAGCGUUUCACGACCAGCGAUGGUUCGUAUAGCGAGGCUCGAAGAAGACAACGCUCAUCGAGCUUCUCAGCUGUGCAGCACAAUCUUUAUUCCACAGAAGCAUCGAAGUUACAGCACAACCCAGAACUGGCCACUCGAUGCCGUCGUGCCUCUCUGCCCAGUGUGAUUGACCAAAGCGAGGCACUAACCUGGUUCGGGACGAGUCCCAUACACCGUCGAGAUAUCAAUUUGCCCGCUGGUAUCCCUGCUUAUCCCAAAAGGGUGGCUCCGAGGCGGCCCGAGGACGAGAUCGAAACGAUAGGAGGAGCCGAAGACGCGGUUGAGGAUCAGAAAUGUUUGCCUCAAAGUGACGAAAAGACAUCAAGCAGCGAUUCCUCGAAGGCCAGCGUUUGGAGUCGUGCAGCAGCGAGCAUCGAGGCAACAUACUACCCGUCGGAAUCGCCUCCAUUGAUAAUGCCCACGGGUCCCACAGACCUGGAAAAGACAUUGUACCUCAAAACUAAUCGGUUGGGUUUGUAUUCUUUCGGUGUGUUUUCUUUCCUCAGCCUUUCAGUCGGUAUGUGGCUGUUUGUCGUGUCUUCUGUAAGUUCCGUGCGGGGGGUUGAUGGAUCGAUAUAUACUGACACCAGCAAGUCUGUGUUUUACUGGUUCGGCGCCGUGGUGUUCCUCCUUCAGCUCUACCUCAUCAUAUCGUAUACAGUCUCCAUUUGCGGCAAGGACUACGAUAUUACCAAGCAUCACCGUAUUCUUGCCGAAAAUCCCAUCGAUCCUCAGGGGAUCGAUUGCCCGUCGAUAGAUGUCUACCUCCCAUGUUGCAAGGAACCAAUUGAGAUCCUCGAGAAUACAUACAAGCAUAUCCAGCAACUCCAAUGGCCGGCCGGGAAGCUGAAAGUCUGGGUGCUCGACGAUGGUGGUUCGGGAGCCGUGCAAACACUGGCGGGGUCGUACGGGUAUAAUUACAUCUGCAGAGAAGAUAGGCCGCGUUUGAAAAAGGCGGGAAAUCUACGUUGGGCGUUUGCCAGGACCGAAGGCGACUUCUUUGCGAUAUUCGAUGCUGUGAGCACGCAUCCACCAGAGAUUGCUCCAUGGCGAAUGGUUUGCUGA
Messenger RNA from Ramularia collo-cygni, 1638 nucleotides. RefSeq lists its product as uncharacterized. The record is from RefSeq and is a predicted model, not a curated record. The transcript has a single exon. The coding region runs from base 1 to 1638 and encodes 545 amino acids. Lineage: Eukaryota; Fungi; Ascomycota; Dothideomycetes; Mycosphaerellales; Mycosphaerellaceae.